GUGAAAUACACGGAGCUCAGAGGAUUGUCUUUAUCGUCCUCAUACCCGUCCUCGUCCUUCUGUCCGGCUUGUUUGCCGGGCUGACCCUGGGCUAUAUGAGCUUGGACGAGACGCAACUCAACGUCCUGAGUGUCAGUGGAACGCCAAAGCAGCAAGCUUACGCUAGGAAAAUUCAACCCAUACGAAAAAACGGGCAUCUCCUGUUGGUCACGCUACUACUCGCCAACAUGGUCGUGAAUGAAACCCUCCCCGUCAUUUCUGACCCCGUCUUGGGGGGUGGGGUACAGAGUGUCGUAGUCAGUACGGUUUUGAUCGUCAUCUUUUCGGAAAUCAUCCCGCAGUCUGUAUGCACUCGGUAUGGUUUGGCGGUCGGCGCGAUCAUGGCGCCGUUCACACGCGUGCUCAUUUGGACUCUUGGCAUUGUCGCUUGGCCAGUGGCCAAACUUCUCGAGUUCGUCCUCGGCUCACACCAUGGAAUCAUGUAUCGCCGGUCCGAACUCAAGGAACUCGUCAAUAUGCACGCGGCAACCGAAGCUCACGGUGGUGAUCUCAAACGUGACACCGUCACCAUCAUAGGUGCUGCCCUUGAUCUCGAAGAGAAAACGGCGAAAGAUGCGAUGACACCGAUCGACAGCGUUUUCAUGCUGCCCUUGUCCGCGAAACUCGAUCAUGAUACGCUCCACAACGUAGUCAGCACUGGACACAGUCGUAUACCUGUAUAUGACUGGGUCGAGGUCCCGAUGUUCACGAAUGACGUCGAAGUCAGGAAGGAAAAGGUCAAGAAAGUGAUCGGGAUAUUGUUGGUCAAAAACUGUGUUUUGCUCGAUCCGAAGGAUGCGAAGCCCCUCCGUGAAAUGCCGCUCAACCGCGUUGUUUUCGUGCCUCAGAAUGAACUUCUUCUCGGGAUCCUUGACAAGUUCCAAGAAGGCCGGAGUCACAUAGCUGUUGUCACGCGAUUCAGCAAGGCGGUGGCUGCUAGUGUUAAGCAAGAGGUCAAGAAAGGUUUUUCACAGCGAUUGAAGGACAAGGUUGGCAUGACGGACUCGAGCGAUAGUGACACCACCGAUGAUGAAGACGACACGAAAGAUGGCAAGAAAUCAAAGGAAAACGGCCAGCCGCAUCAGCUGUCUGUUUUUGGCAGUGGCUUAGAGCAGAACAUGCCUGCGGACGCCGUCCUACCCAGAUCUGGCCGAAACGAGAUAACGCAAAGCAUAGAGCCCGGUGUGAUGCCACUCGGCAUCAUUACAUUGGAAGAUGUGCUCGAAGAACUCAUUGGUGAAGAGAUCUACGAUGAAUUCGACCAGGAAGGUGUCAAGCCGGAUUACCACUUCGCCCGUCCCGAAAAGAAGCCAUCCAAAGCUCCGGAGAGUACGCCGAACUCUGAACCCGGCGCCAAAACCAACCUGUCAUCCCCUCCUGCCUCUCGCCGGCCAUCAUUCAGAAUACCCAGGUCAAUCAAGCUUACGCCUUCUGCGCCGAAGAAAGCGAGGAGUCUACCUUCUUCCGAGGAAGCUGCACCCGCACCCGCUGAUGUUUCAACUACGGCGCCAGGCAGUCCCCAAGUCGGGGGCAGCUUCACGCCUGCUGGUCGUUCAGCGUCGCCGAUGCCUAUGGACGUCUCCGAAGGAGGCCCGGCAGGAAAUGACACGACGGAGCCGGGAUCCCAGUCUCCUGCAAUCCCCACCGUUGUAACUCCCGCAACCGCGGCGCCGCUGGGAGCGGUAUUGCACGAGCGGGCGAAAUACAGGCAGCCGUCCGUCACAAGGACAAAUGCUGGUGGCUCGCCCAAAAUCGUCGGGAAAGGGAGGCUUUUCAAAAGCGUUCCCAUAGACGGAAAUGCCAGUGAAACGACUGCUCAGGAACCUACAGAAAUGGUGAAAACGGAGGCCCUCGUGGAUGAAAGCAAGGGAGAAAAGCAUGGCCCGUCGUAGUCACAUGCGUGGAUGUCUAGUAGUAGUUAUUCAUUUGGCUAACUGUGGUGCAUGCAAACAAC
Punctularia strigosozonata HHB-11173 SS5 is the source of this 1993-nucleotide messenger RNA. Its product is annotated as DUF21-domain-containing protein. Bases 96 to 1931 code for a protein of 611 amino acids. Gene Ontology annotation, cellular component: intracellular membrane-bounded organelle. The record is from RefSeq and is a predicted model, not a curated record. The transcript is spliced from 7 exons. NCBI's taxonomy places the organism in Eukaryota, Fungi, Basidiomycota, Agaricomycetes, Corticiales, Punctulariaceae. Gene Ontology annotation, biological process: magnesium ion homeostasis.